AUGGAAUCAUCAGCGUCCUCCUCCGCCAAGAAGCGUAAUCGAGCAAAGAACCGACAGAAACGCAAAGAGAAGGAACAGCAACAAGUGGGAUCGGGUUACUCGACACCCGACGAAGAUAUACCCCCCAAUGAGCCCUAUGGGCCAUGGGAUGAGCCAAAACGCCAAUGGGAUACGCGUCUCAGUGGUCAGAUGCCCUCCGUCAUUGACGUGAUCACAACAGCAGACCCUGUCUUCCUCAAAUCCCUACGCGUAUUCAUUGCAGGAGAUGAUAGUCGCAGCCGGGCAAUUGAUAUUUCAGAUGCAGGCGUCGAUAAACUCGUCAAAGCCUGUCCCUCCCUACAGGUCAUCGCGCUUCGAGGAACCCACAAUCUUACCCGUGCCGCCUUCCCCAACAUCCUCAAAUCCUGCAAGGAAAUCGAGUCUGUAAUCAUCAACGUGGUCAAAGGAAAUACCUCCAAACGCACGCGUCUCAACAUUGAUAGUCUGACAAAGAGCUUUGUGCCGAAAUUGAGAUACCUCGAAUUCCGCGGCUUGUACAUCAGCAGCGGUGGCGGGCGAGUACGCUUUCUGGAGUUUUUGACAAAGUGCAGACCAGCGCUGGAGAUUGUGUUUGAAUACGAUGACGGCAAUGAUGGGUUGCAGGCGCUGAUACGGGAUAUGUCUCGUACGCCAUUGUCCCGUGUCCCUGGUACUGGUGAAUACAAGAAGGGCGGACACAGUAACGGCGAAGCCGAGGAAGCCGAGGAAGACUGGAAGGAUCAGUUUGAUUUUGGCUACGAUAUCGACGAGGAUCUCAUCUCUAAUGAUUUCGAGAUGGACGAUGAUUAUGCUGAUUACGAUGAUUUCUACGACAGCGACGAGGAAGGUAUCGAUCCGCAGCAGAUGCGGAAGCUUCUAGCAGCUAUGGAAGCGAUGAAGGGUGGAUCUGGUGACUAUUAUUGA
Messenger RNA from Pyrenophora tritici-repentis Pt-1C-BFP, 942 nucleotides. RefSeq lists its product as uncharacterized. NCBI's taxonomy places the organism in Eukaryota, Fungi, Ascomycota, Dothideomycetes, Pleosporales, Pleosporaceae. The record is from RefSeq and is a predicted model, not a curated record.